CGUCAAUGUGGAUAAAUGAUCGACGGCAGUUUGUACAUUUUGCUGCAUUGGCGAUGAGGAUGCAUCAACAAAGACACGAUUUCUGGAUUUACUUUGCUUUGCUUCUUUGUAUUUUCGGCUCUUCCGCUUCGCAAUUGUCCUACUCCAUUACCGAGGAGGCGAACAAAGGCUUCGUGGUGGGCAACAUCGCCAAGGAUUUAAACCUCAACGUGCAGGAGCUGGACACCAGAGGUCUGCGUGUGGUUUCCAGCUACAGUAAAGAGUAUUUCAACGUGAAUUUGCAGAGCGGUAACUUAUUUGUAAAGGAAAGAAUAGACAGGGAGGACCUUUGUCCGAAUACGGCGAAAUGCUCUCUUCGGAUACAAGCUGUGUUAAACAGUCCGAUGACGGCGCAUCGCGUUGAGAUCACUAUUUUGGACAUAAAUGACAAUUCACCUUCUUUUAUAGAAAGUGUGUACACUUUGGACAUUUCUGAAUCCGCUUUACCGGGAGAGCGGUAUCUCCUCCCAGUGGCCGUGGACGCAGACUUUGGCAGUAAUUCAGUGAGGAGCUACAAAUUGAGCAACAAUGAACAUUUUACACUGGAUGUGCAGAGCGGAGGAGACCACGGCGUAUCUGCAGAACUGGUGCUACAAAAGUCUUUAGAUCGAGAGAAACAAUCUUUCAUUACACUUACGCUCACCGCUGUUGACGGAGGUAAACCUCCUAAAUCUGGCUCGUUGCAAAUACGCGUAAAUGUGCUCGAUGUCAACGACAACGUGCCCACGUUUAGCAAGUCGCUUUACAAAGUGCGUCUGAGCGAAGAUGCCGCGCAGGGCUCACUUGUGAUUAAAUUGAAUGCAACUGAUUUGGACGAAGGAAUAAACAGUAAGAUUGUGUAUUCCUUAAUUAAACGAGGCAACAACGAUCCGUCAAGUGUUUUCAAUCUAAAUGCAGAAACGGGGCAAAUCACCUUGAAAGGUAGUUUAGAUUAUGAAGAGACUCCUGCGUAUGAAGUCAGAAUUCAAGCAAUGGAUCAGGGUACUGUUCCUCGUAUUGCACACGCUAAACUGCUAAUAGAGAUAAUUGAUGUGAAUGACAACGCCCCUGAAAUAACAGUGACGUCACUGAUGACGCCAGUAAAUGAAAACGCUGAAAUGGGGACAAUUGUUGCUUUGGUUACUGUAAAUGACAAAGAUGGCGGGAACAAUGGAGUAACUAACUGUAAGGUAGUUGGAUCUGUUCCGUUUAAGCUGAAAAGUAACUAUAAAAAUGAUUAUUCGUUAAUAGUUGAUGCAGGACUAGACAGAGAAAACAUCUCUCUUUACAAUGUCUCAAUUUUAGCCACAGAUGAAGGAAGUCCGCCUCUCUCCACAAGAAAGAUCAUUAUUGUUCAUGUUUCAGAUGUUAAUGAUAAUGCACCUCGUUUUAUGGAACCGGUUAUUAAUGUGUAUGUCAAAGAAAAUAGUCCAACUGGAUAUUCUAUUUAUUCCAUAAAGGUAGUUGAUCCUGAUUUGGAUGCUAAUGCUAAAGUGUCAUACACAUUGUUAGAUAGUUAUCCAAGGAGUAUUCCAAUUUCAUCAGUUCUUAAUAUCAACUCAGAAAGCGGAGAUCUCAUAAGUUUGCAAUCGUUUGACUAUGAGAAGUUAAAGACGUUUCAGUUCAAAGUUCAGGCCACAGACUCUGGUGUUCCUCCGCUCAGCAGCAAUGUCACCGUAAAUGUUUUUAUCCUGGACGAGAAUGACAACAGUCCCACCAUUUUGGCUCCCUAUUCUGAGCAUGGCUCAGUGAACAGUGAGAGCAUCCCCUAUUCUGCCGAGGCGGGAUACUUUGUGGCAAAGAUCAGGGCAGUGGAUGCAGACUCUGGCUACAAUGCACUGCUCUCCUAUCACCUGUCUGAGCCCAAAGGCAACAACAACCUCUUCCGGAUCGGAACCAGCACCGGGGAGAUUCGGACCAAGAGGCGAAUGAGCGACAAUGACCUGAAAAGUCACCCCUUGGUGGUGUCGGUCUGUGAUCACGGAGAAGCCUCCCUGUCAGCGACUGUGUCGAUUGAUGUGGUGGUGCUUGAAAGCACAGCUGACAUCCACACUCCGUUCAGACAUGUGCCCAGCAAGGAAGAGAGCUUCUCCGCCUUGCACUUGUAUCUGCUCAUCGCCGUUGUGGCCGUGUCGCUCAUCUUUCUGCUCAGCCUCAUCACAUUAGUAGCCUUCAAAUGCCACAGACAGACAGACGGACCCUUCGAUAGAUACAGUGCCCCGAUGAUCACCACCCACCCUGAUGGGAGCUGGUCUUACUCCAAAGCAACUCAGCAGUACGAUGUGUGCUUCAGCUCAGACACACUCAAGAGCGAUGUAGUGGUUUUCCCUGGGCCCUUUCCGCCUGUAGAAGCAGAACUGAUCAGUAUUAAUGGAGGCGACACCUUUACCAGGACUCAAACUUUGCCCACCUCUGAGAAGGUAGGCUGACAAUUUGUUUUGUUCUUUAGUUUGCCAGUGCAUGGGCUUUCAAUAGAAAGCAAUGUGUAGCCGAAACAAUUAUACACAU
Hippocampus comes (tiger tail seahorse) is the source of this 2526-nucleotide messenger RNA. Its product is annotated as protocadherin alpha-2-like. Bases 6 to 2447 code for a protein of 813 amino acids. Gene Ontology annotation, biological process: homophilic cell-cell adhesion. The record is from RefSeq and is a predicted model, not a curated record. The transcript has a single exon. Lineage: Eukaryota; Metazoa; Chordata; Actinopteri; Syngnathiformes; Syngnathidae. Gene Ontology annotation, cellular component: plasma membrane. Gene Ontology annotation, molecular function: calcium ion binding.